UUGGUCAGUCAUGGCUCAGCUGAUGCUGCUUCUACUGCUGCUGCUGCUCUCAGGAUGCUCCGCCGCUCUCCCAGAACCUGUGUCGGGUAACAGUGAGGAAUCUAACUUGAUAGCAAAUAUGAUCUUCAGUCAAAUUGCCUUACAAGAGGAACAUAAAGGCUUGGAUGAAGGUAUUACGAGUGUUAAGAAUGUACUAAUUAAGAUGCUGAACUUGACUGAAGUUGUCUCCACCAGGCUGCUGGCUCUUGAUGAUACGUGUACACAAGGUAUCGAGAAGAGCAAUGUCACCCGUCACCUUCUGGACAAACUGGACUUGGUGGAUGGUGCCAGAGACGCCCUCGAAGUAGAUAACCAGCAACUUAAGGAAGACAGGGAUCUACUGGGAGAAGAAAAUUCUCAGUUGAAGAACAACAACUCUCUCCUGGCGGAGGAAAACACUCACAUAAGGAAAGACAACAAUAAUUUAAGGAACAAUAACACAGCCCUAGUAGAGGAAAACACUCACAUAAGAGAGGACAACAGGAACUUAAAGAACAAUAACACAUUACUGGAGGAGGAAAUUACUUACAUGAAGGAAGAAAACGAUUGCAUGAGGACCAACAACACUCUUCUUACAGAGGACAACGCUCGGAUAAGAGAAGAAAGCAAUAACUUGAAGACAGCGAUCCACCUGUCGGAAGAGGAAAACAGGAAAACGAAGAAUAACGUGCGCCUAGCAGAAGAAGAAAUUAGCCAGCUGAAAGAAGAAAUUCGCCAAAUGAAGGAGGAUGUAAGACUGACGAAGGAGAGGAACAGAGAGCUGGAACACACAGAGACAGAGCUAAAGAAAGAGAAACUGAUAUGUAACGAAAUGAACAACAAUACACAUGAAUCAAAGAAGCUCAUUGAAGAGCAACUCGGACACUCAGAAGACCAGGUCAGAACGCUGAGAGAAAGAAACACAGCCCUUCAAGAAGAGAAAGACAGAAACGAGCAGCUAAUAACGAGCAUUAAGGAAGAAAUUAAGCAAAUUAAUAACCGGAAUGUUUUGACAGAAGGAAACUACGAGGAAUGCAAAAAGAAUAUCACCCACCUUUCCACAAGGUUAACGACUGCCAAGAACUGUGCGGAUUUGUACUGCAGGGGAGCACGAUUGAACGGAGUCUACCUCAUCAAACCUGUCAGGGACGCAGGAAAGGUGUCUGUCUGGUGCGACAUGACAACUGAUGGAGGUGGCUGGACGGUGUUCUUAAACAGAGACAAGGCAGAAAAACCCUGGCAAAAUUUCACUAAGGAUUGGUCAGACUACAAGGCCGGUUUUGGUAACGUCUCAGCAGAGUAUUGGUUAGGGUUGGAGACGUUGCACCAGCUGACACUGAACUCGCUCCAGGCACUGCGACUUUCCGUUACUAACCUGGAAGAUGAACAUCGCUGGGCACACUAUUCCACCUUCAACGUCGCUGACGAGAGUACACAGUACCAGAUGCGAGUAGAAGGUUACCAAGAGGCCAGUACCAUGGGCGACCCCAUGGUAAGCCACCAUAACUUAAAUGGAAGCAAGUUCUCCACUCGAGACAGAGACAAUGAUAAUCGAAAUGGGGCUUGCACCGAAUAUCUCUCAGUUGGAGGCGGGUGGUGGUACAAGAACUGCGCUUACAUAGCGCCCACUGGUUCCCACGAAAAAUACAAGUUGACUAAUUACUGGACAAAAAACGUCGAAACCUGGAUCAAUGUCCAGCGCUUACGAAUGAUGAUGCGACCGCAGAACUUCCCAACUUGUGAUGACUGAUUGCUAGUCAAAAAUAAUAUGGUGGAGACUAGCUGCUGUUGGGGAUUAGAUUGUGGUGAGAUAGUGAUGAGUUGCUGUAAUGAGAUGGUGGUUGUGGUAGCAUUGGUAAGCUGAUUCUUGUGAUCAGAUGGUGGUGGGGUGACGAUAAGCUGAUGGUGAGAUUCCUGUGCUGGCUAUUAUGGUUGUUAUGCUAGGGUGUCGUCUAGUUAGGGUGUGAUCUAGUUAGGGUGUGAUCUAGUUAGGGUGUGAUCUAGUUAGGAUGUAAUCUAGUUAGGUUGUGAUCGUGAUCUAGUUAGGGUGUGAUCUAGUUAGGGUGUG
Cherax quadricarinatus is the source of this 2086-nucleotide messenger RNA. Its product is annotated as fibrinogen C domain-containing protein 1-A. Lineage: Eukaryota; Metazoa; Arthropoda; Malacostraca; Decapoda; Parastacidae. The record is from RefSeq and is a predicted model, not a curated record.